Malurus melanocephalus (red-backed fairy wren) is the source of this 4500-nucleotide messenger RNA. It is a transcript of the gene ZNF512, whose product is annotated as zinc finger protein 512. The transcript has 14 exons. Bases 219 to 1976 code for a protein of 585 amino acids. Lineage: Eukaryota; Metazoa; Chordata; Aves; Passeriformes; Maluridae. Gene Ontology annotation, molecular function: zinc ion binding. The record is from RefSeq and is a predicted model, not a curated record.
UCGGAAUCGCGGGAACAGGCCGGCUUCCCCGGCACCGCCGGCGGGGCUGUGCGGCCCGGCCCGGCGCGGGCAGCGGCCCUGAACGGGCGGCGAGCGGGACGCGCUCCGAGUUGCUGGGGAGCUGCGGCGGGAGCGGCCCCUUUCCGCCCGAAGGCCGGGCCGUCCCCCGGGACCUCGGGCCGGGCCGAGACCCGGAGUCGGGCGCUGCUGGGCCGGCGAUGCGCUUUGUCCGAAAGGCAUUCGUUGCAAGGGAACGUAGUUCGUGGAGCGUGCGGGACACGGGGACUGGACAUCACAGAAAACAGAAGGUCAAGAAGUCCUCGGGAAAUAAAAAGUCUAAGCAACUCGAGGAGGUGGAAACUACUGUUCUAGGAAUGAACAGUAACCAUGAUGACACAGUCACCAACGUUUCUCCUGCCUCACCGAAGGGCCCAGUGAACGGGAGUGGAGAGUCCAGAAGCAAGCGGACCAUUCGCAGGCCUGCUUACUGGUUGGAAAUGAGAGGAGUGAAAAACAGUAUUAACAAAUCUUCAGAAAAUAAAGGAGAAGUACUAUUGAAAGGCAAGAGGAAAUCUGAGCAAAGGGAAGGCAAAGAUGUUAAAGACUCUCCCAAGAAGAAGCAGAAGAUUUCGGGAAAAAACCAGCAAGCUGAAACAAAGCAAAACCCCAGAACGAAAGGCCAUUGUGUUCAGAAAGAACCUGAAAGCUAUGGCACAGGUAGUAUGGAAGAACAAUGGUCUUUAGAGAUUCAGGACAAAGGCCGAGUUACCUGUCCAACGUGCCGGGCUGUGGUGAGAAAGACUGUAGAAGGACUGAAGAAACAUAUGGUAAAUUGCAGGAAGGAAAUGUUCACGUGUCAUCACUGCGGGAAGCAGCUGAAGUCUUUAGCAGGGAUGAAAUACCACGUCAUGGCAGACCACAACAAUCAGCCAGUUAUGAAGGACGGGGAAGAAUUGGAUGAGCAGCUUGAGCGAGAUCGCCUUCGGAAGGUUUUGAAGCGUAUGGGAAAACUGAAGUGUACAAGGGAGGGCUGCACAGGCAGCUUCACCAGCAUAAUGGGAUACCUGUAUCAUGUUAAAAAAUGUGGGAAGGCUGCUUCCGAGCUGGAGAAAAUGGCUAUGAAGUGCCAUCACUGUGGAAAAGCAUACAGAUCAAAGGCAGGACUUGUCUAUCACCUCCGAUCUAAGCAUGGCCCGGUCACUUUCCUCCAUGAGGAGAGAAGAACAGAGAACCUGGAGGAAAUGAAACGGGAGCAAAACAACACAGGCAGAAUUCAAAGGAGAUCUGCGAAGGUGGCGAUCUACUAUCUCCAUGAGCUGGCUGGAGAAGAGCUGGCCAAAGAGUGGCCCAAAAGAAAAGUUCUGCAAGACUUGAUUCCAGAUGAUCGGAAGCUGAAAUACACUCGUCCUGGACUGCCCACAUUUAGUCAAGAUGUGCUGUGCAAAUGGAAGACAGAGAUAAAGAUGUACCGAAGAGUCCACUGCCCAAAUCAGGGUUGCGAAUCUGUGUACGGCAGUGUCUCAGGACUCAAAUCUCACCUUGGCACAUGCACCUUGGGAGACUUUGUGGCUGGUAAAUACAGAUGUCUCCUGUGUGAGAAGGAGUUCAUUUCAGAAAGUGGGGUCAAGUAUCACAUCAACUCUGUGCAUGCUGAGGACUGGUUUGAUGUGAAUACAACAACCACCAAAAGCUUUGAGAAACUAAUGAAAAUUCGCCAAAGGGAAGAACAGAGGAAGCAACGGAAGAAACGUCCUUUGACCAGGGGCAAAAAGAAGAGAACUGGCACCCUGGCUGCCAAGAAGCUCCCUGCUGCUGGAGUUGAAAAAAUGAGGAGAAGUAAGAGAGGCUGUCCACAGCGAGUAGACGAGAGUGUGAGCAGUGAAGAAGGGGCACCUCAGGUUGCACAGAGAGCUGAAUUUCCAAAAACCAGCAGCAAGAGAGGCCGAAGUAAAUCCCUAGAAAAUGAGAAGGAGUAAUUCUAAAGCUUUUCAGUUACAGGCCCCACUUCUGUCAGCCUCAUAACCCACAGCACUAAUACAAGCAACUGAAUAUCUUUGGGACUGUGACUCAAUUCUGCUGGUGACUUCGAUAUUGAAACUUUUGCCUCUGUUCAGUUGUGAGGGAUACAAACCAAAGCUGUAGUACAAAGGCUGCUUCUCCCGGUGUAGUUCCUUUGGACAGUGGCACUACCAGUGGAUCCAGUGUGAUUCCUGCUCUGGUUGCGGUCUCCGUUUGGUCAUACUGGUUGCUUGUUUAGUGGUUUCCAGUACAGCAAGUGUCUGUUUUGUCAUUUCCUUUAAUGGGCGAGAUCAGGAUUUUUUUUUAAAGUUCUUCCCAUAAGGGACUGACUAGCACAAUGUUAAGGUCUCUUCAAGGGGGACAUCCUUUGUUGCACAGAAUGCACAGAAACUAAACGUGAAAACGAUGCUGUGCAGAAUGCAAAAACUCUGGCUUGCCCUGUCACUCUCCUGUCUGUUAUCAGCGAGCCUGCCCAUGGGGUCGUCCUGCAUGCUGUGGUGCUGUUCAGUUGUCUUCGCGGUUCUUCUCAGAACUCCACACAGCUGUACUUUGAGCAAACAUUCACUACCUUUGCACUCAGUCCAAUAAACCCAGGAAUUAAAGGUUUUUCAUAGUGGUUUUCAGUUUAGAGUCCAAGCUGUCAUUUGUGAGUUACUAACUAGACCUGCUCCCUAGACAUGGAUACUUCAUGACCACCUGGGUUUUGUUGUUACACCAGUGACUUACUCCCCCACGUAACAUGGCAUCUGGGAAAAAAGCAUUCUCUAAUGAUCUUUCCCUGUCCAUCAGCAUCGUAGCAGAUUGCUGGAUUGGCUUAAGCUGGUAUGAGAAGGUGCGUUGCUGACAGUCAGCUGCUUGUGAGGAGAGAGAUCUGUCCUGGAGCACUCGCAUCCUGCUGUAGCGGGGCUAAGGCUCAGCCAUGCUCCGCUGCUCUGAGGGCAAGGAAUUUAACUGAGGGGCACAAUCUCCUCCCUCACCUGUUGCCCGCACUACUAGAGAUGCACUAGUGGUUUCUGGGCCACCAGUGCACAUGGCCAUGUUGUGUCAAAUGUUGUUAUCCCUAAGUCCUUGUCCACCAGACUGCUCUCUGUUCAUGGAUUCCCCAGGUUCUUCUGGAUGACAUCCCUCCCCUUUAGCAAAUCAAUUGCACCAAGCGGCUUGGAUGAAGACAUUACAUCAUGUGGGCAACAGACCCUGGAGGAAUGGUGUCCACUGCCCCAGCAAACUGGGCCUUGCUGUUACCAGUUGUACUUGAGCAAGUACAUAUUUAGAAAGAGAUCCAGUUUAGAAGGAAUCAGAAGUGAUGAGAGACCAGCUAGUCACUCACUACUUGUUGCAGUGACUAAUUGUACUAAAAAUGCUGUGUCUUCUCAUUGGAACUUGUUUUCAUUUCAGCCUCUGUAUCCUAUACUACUCAGUCCUGGUAACUGAAAUAGCUCUAUGGUAUCAGAAAUGUCUUCCUGCAUAUUUGUAGUCAUAAUUAACUCCAUACAUAAUUUGCUGUGUGAGCUAAAGAGGCUUGCCUAGUCUCAGAGCAGGUUUUUCUUUUUCUUCUUUUUUUUUUUUCUGCUGUGCAUUGUGCUUUGCUGACAUGUUAUAUAUUGAUUGGUGCAUUUUUCACUUUUUAAGUCCAGAGACAUGAACCAUGAACCAGCUGCAGUAUUCUGUAACAGUCUGGUUUAUGUAGGAUACCAUGAUAAUCUUGCUUUGCUCUCAGCUACCUGUUUUUGUCCUCAACUCCCUCACUACACUAAUUAUAUUCAAUUUUAUCCUUUUAAGCACAUUUUUGAGUUGUUCUGAAAAUGCCUCUGAGGAGCCAUUUCUUUUGUUUCUAGAAACUCAAGUUACCAGGGCUUAAUGCCAGACGGCACUUGAUUAACUCAUUCAGAAACAUUGUGAUGUAUUUCAUGGAACUAUUCCAGCAGAGACCUUAACUACUUUGUACAGUAACUUUUCCAGAAAGCUUGGUUAUAUAAUCAAUUUUUCCUUGCUUUAAUUUGUCAUCAGCUUUUUAAAUCUGCUGAUUUGCUUUGCAAUUGUUACAUAAUUUCAUUAACAUUCUUGAUAAAAAAGUCAAAUAGCUGCAGACUCUGAGAUUCUCUAGGACAAAUCCUUAUUUACAAUUAUGUAAUAACAAGCAUUUAAUGCAUUCCACCGAUGCUUGUAUAACAUGUGGGGCCAGGAACAAAUCCUUAGAGAAAUUCAUUAUGUCAAUGGCUAAUUUUACCAACAUGGACUUCUAACUAAUUAAAGAAUAAUGUUUACAGAAAACUGGCCUCUGAAACCACAUUAGUUGGUUCUUAUGAUGACAUUAAAGAACAAUUUUUAGUGUGUAUGGGAGAUUUCAGACUAAGCUGUACUUAGAGUCAUCACACAGCUUGUCAUUUUAAAAGUACUGGCAUACUUAAGUUUUGCUUUGGGGGCGUAGAGGGUUUUUUCUGGAGGAGGAGUGAGAAUAUAUUUUGGUUUGUGAGUUGUUCA